AUGUUUGCUAUGAGAACCCCAACUAUAAACAAAACUAAGCCAUCGCCGUCCACAAGCGCGACGAAUAAAGAGACCGAGGCAGAGCUGCCCUCCUUGCAAGAGCCUGCCUCGACUCUGACUAUAGAGGCGCAGAUGGACGGGGACGACAAAACAGCUUCCACGCUGCAGGGACAGGAAAGCAAGAAAAAUAAAGUGUCAUCACGUAUCACGGAAGCAGCGGCUCUACAACAGAGUGCGCUUGCGCAACUGAACGCGGCUAGGAGCCUUAAAGGAGAGAUAAAAACUGCAGUUACAGCCGCGGUUAAAAGGCUCUAUGAGCUGGUUCGUGAUCGGGACCUAAAUGGAAAAGAAAAGAGAGAAGAACUACAAAUAAAUAAAACUUACAACAAAGAAGAUACAAUGACAGACAUUAGAGAACAGUUGGAGAAGCAGAUCAAAAAGUUAGAAUAG
Molecule: messenger RNA, 450 nt
Organism: Pieris macdunnoughi
Lineage: Eukaryota; Metazoa; Arthropoda; Insecta; Lepidoptera; Pieridae
Source: the annotation of a GenBank genome assembly